This is a messenger RNA of Penicillium expansum, 4269 nucleotides long. RefSeq names its product CDR ABC transporter. The record is from RefSeq and is a predicted model, not a curated record. Gene Ontology annotation, molecular function: ABC-type transporter activity; ATP binding; ATP hydrolysis activity. NCBI's taxonomy places the organism in Eukaryota, Fungi, Ascomycota, Eurotiomycetes, Eurotiales, Aspergillaceae. Bases 1 to 4269 code for a protein of 1422 amino acids. Gene Ontology annotation, biological process: transmembrane transport. The transcript is spliced from 6 exons. Gene Ontology annotation, cellular component: membrane.
AUGGAGACCAAGUCUUUCGCCCAACAAGAAAAUGAGAUCGACCAAACUGAGUCUACUGUGACCAACGUAUCCGAGAGCUUCGCCUCCGUGCAAGCACACGAGGUCUCACCACAUGCAGAGCAUCGACCCGCCCUUGACACCUCCAAGGAAGUGUCACCUCUUGACAGCGAUGCGGUUGACUUAACAAAAUGGGCGAGAAGAACGAUCAAUACCCUUGACCCUGUCACAUUGGAGGGCCGCAAGCGUGGGGUAUUGCUUCAGAACUUGCAUGUACACGGCUCGGGGUCUACGCUUCGUGUUCAACAUACGGUGCUCUCCUCGCUCUGGAGUCCGUUCGCACAGAUAGCAAGUCUUUGCAAUCGCAGAAAAAGCGGCCAAGGCCGCCAAACCAUUCUGCAUGGAUUUGAUGGGCUUAUUCAACAUGGAGAGAUGCUUCUUGUACUUGGCCGUCCGGGUAGUGGAUGUACGACAUUUCUGAAGGCGCUCUGCGGACGCCUCGAUGGAUUGGAGCUGGAUCUGGCUAGCAAGAUCGAGUACAGGGGAAUCUCGUUCGAGAAUAUGAUGACUGGGUUCCGGGGAGAAGUUGUCUACAACUCAGAGGCCGAUCAUCAUUUUCCUCACCUAACUGUGGGGGAGACCCUCCGCUUCGCGGCAUACGCACGCGCGCCACACAACCGCUUAGGCGGAAUGAGCCGGGAAAAAUACGUCCAAAAUGCCGUGAAAAUAGUCAUGGAAUUUUUUGGCCUUUCACACACCUAUGAUUCAAAGGUCGGAGACGACUAUAUCCGUGGCGUCAGUGGAGGAGAACGGAAGAGAGUGAGCAUUGCAGAGAUGGCCUUGUCUCGUGCCUCCAUUGCUGCUUGGGAUAAUAGUACUCGGGGGUUGGACUCUGCGUCUGCGCUAGACUUCGCUGGUGCGCUUCGUCUUUCCGCCGAUCUCCUUGGAUCUUGUCAUGCGGUCGCUGCCUACCAAGCUUCUGAAAAUAUGUACAGCAUUUUCGAUAAAGUUACUGUUCUGUAUGAAGGACAGCAAGUUUAUUACGGUCCAUGCAAUCGGGCUGUGCAGUAUUUCGUGGAGAUGGGCUGGGAACGUCCUACUCGACAGACAAGUGCCGAUUUUAUUGCUGCCGUCACCAACCCCACCGAGCGAAAGCCACAAGCUGGCAUGGAGGGCAAAAUACCAUGUUCUCCUUUUGAAUUCAGCGAAUACUGGAAGAAAAGCCCCGACUAUGCCAGUUUGCAACUAUCGAUGCGCCAGCACUCCCAAGAAACCUCUGUUGACGGCACAGAAGAAAUCAAGCUGGCUCAUAUCAAGCAUGCCGAACAAGCCGACCAUGUUCGGUCCUCGAGCCCUUAUCUUAUUUCUCUCCCGAUGCAAAUCCGCCUUUGCCUAGCAAGGGCCUUCCAACGCACUCGAAACGACCUCCCAUCCCUGAUCGCGACGGCAAUUGUGCAGAUUGUGGUCGCCGUUAUCAUCGGGUCUUUGUUUUUCAACAUCCCACAGAGUUCGGAGGGAAUGAGCCAGAGAUCGAGCGUUAUAUUCCUGGCCGUUCUCACUAAUGCAUUGAUUUCUAUGUUGGAGAUCAAUGUUUUAUACAGCCAGAGACGAAUUGUGGAGAAACAAACCGCUUUCGCGUUCGUUCAUCCCUGCGCUGAAGCAUGCGCCGGUAUCAUCCUGGAUCUUCCUAUCAAGUUAUUCCGCUGUCUCUUGGCUGGGGUUAUUCUAUACUUCAUGGCCAAUCUACGAAGAGAAGCAUCGAACUUCUUUAUCUACAUUCUCUUCCAACUUACCGCAGUGGUGGCGAUGUCAGGGAUGUUCCGUACAUUGGCUAGUAUGACUCGUGCGAUCGGACAAGCUAUGGCACUGGCAGGCAUUGUAAUCAUUUGCAUUGCGGUCUUUACUGGAUUCACCUUGCCACAAUUCGACAUGCCGCCGUGGUUUGGCUGGAUCCGGUGGCUCAACCCGAUCUUCUAUGCCUACGAGAGUAUUAUUAGCAACGAGUUUCAUGGUCGCUGGUUUGAAUGCGUCAAUUUUGUGCCAGCCGACAUCUCUUCUUUCAUUGGGAAAUCCUUCACAUGCUCUUCACUCGGUUCUAGGGCAGGGGAAUACCUUGUUUCUGGAGAUGAAUAUAUUUGGGACGGCUACCAGUACAGCCACAAACAUAUGUGGCGAAACUUGGGCAUAAUGUUGGCUUUCGCACUAGUCUUCCACGGUAUUCAUCUUGUGCUCGUAGAGUAUACGCCACAAACCAAAACGACUGCAGAAGCGUUAAUCUUUCGUCCGGGGCAUGUCCCUGGGGCAGUGCGUGAAGGGGAUGUGGAGUCCGGGGAAGAACCACUUACAAAAAAGGAGUUCAGAAAUCUCGACUCUCGCAUUGUCAAUUUUUCAAAACAGAAUAAUACGGUUAGCUGGAAAGGCCUUACCUAUGAUUUACCUGUUAAAGGAAAUCACAAAAGACUCCUAGAGGACGUCAAUGGCUGGGUUAAGCCAGGAACACUCACGGCUCUUAUGGGCGUUUCCGGUGCAGGGAAAACCACUCUUCUGGAUGUUCUGGCUCAGCGUAUGACUAUUGGAGUUGUUACUGGGGACGUAUUGGUCAAUGGGCACCGUCUUGAUGAAAGCUUCAGUAGAAAAACUGCAUAUGUCCACCAGCAAGAUCUUCACCUGGAGACUGCCACUGUCCGUGAGGCUCUUCGUUUCAACGCGAUACUAAGACAGGCUCAAUCCGUAACAGUUUGUGAAAAAUAUGCAUUUGUUGAGGAUGUCAUUCAGAUGCUGGGGAUGGAAGACUUCGCCGAAGCCGUGAUUGGCAUCCCAGGAGAGGGGCUCAACAUUGAGCAAAGAAAGCUUCUGAGUAUCGGUGUCGAACUUGCUGCAAAACCUCAACUCCUAAUAUUUCUCGACGAACCUACAAGCGGCCUAGACUCCCAAAGCUCUUGGACUAUAUGUGCAUUCAUGAGAAAGCUUGCCGAUCAUGGACAAGCCGUCCUUGCUACGAUUCAUCAGCCCGGCGCUAUCCUAUUCGAACAAUUUGAUCGCUUACUGUUCCUUGUGGAAGGAGGCAAAACAGUGUAUUUCGGUGAUGUUGGGCAUCAGGCCCACACUCUUCUUGGCUAUUUUGAGAAUAAUGGAGCACGACGAUGUGGGGAGAGAGAAAAUCCUGCCGAGUAUAUCCUCGAUGUCGUCGGCAAGAAUGCAAAUGAGCAAGAAACAACUAUCAACUGGGUUGAUGUAUGGAAUAACAGCCCAGAGCGACAGCAAGUCCUCGAUGAAUUAGACUGCAUAUCUUCCUCUGCCUCCGCACCUGCGCCUCUCGAGCCUACUGUCGGUGAUGAAUUUGCGAUGCCAGUCAGGGCCCAGUUCUACCAUGUCAUCAAGCGUGAUUUCCAGCAAUACUAUCGUCAGCCCGCCUACAUCUUGUCUAAGUUCGCCUUGGGAAUUGUCUGUGGUCUGCUCAUUGGAUUCUCUUUCUGGAAAUCGAACCAUUCUCGACAAGGCUUCCAGAACACCCUGUUCAGCUUGUUCCUUCUGUGCACUAUUUUCUCUACCAUGGUCAACCAGAUUAUGCCUAAAUUUGCGAACCAGCGGUCACUCUACGAGCUACGUGAGCGACCGUCGAAAACAUACUCCUGGAAGGUCUUUAUCGUAUCCCAGAUAUUGGUUGAGGUUCCAUGGCAAAUCUUGCUUGGGGUCUGCACAUGGGCCUCUUUCUACUUCUCUGUUUACGGUGCCAGUCAGUCUCCACAGAGUCAAGGCCUCGUCCUUCUGUUCAUCGUGCAAUUCUUCCUGUUUGCUUCCACUUUUGCACAAUUUGUGAUUGCCGCAUUGCCGAACCCAGCCCUGGGAAGCAUGAUUGCCGUCUUUAUAUUCCUUCUCUCCCUGCUUUUCAAUGGUAUCCUGCAGCCACCGAGUGCCCUGCCUCAUUUUUGGAAAUUCAUGCACCAUCUGUCCCCGCUCACCUACUACGUUGGAGGAAUCAGCGCCACUGCAUUGCAUGGCAGGGAGAUACACUGUUCCGAUCGUGAGCUAAGCAUAUUUGACCCCCCACCGGGGCAGACUUGUGGUCAAUACUUGGGAACAUUUUUGGAAUAUGCACCCGAUCAGUACCUCGCUGGCCGAGAAAUUUUUUGGGAAGAUCGCUGGAAGGACUUCGGGAUCUUCUGGGCAUACACCAUUUUCAACAUCUUGGCGGCUAUUGGGCUGUACUAUCUAUUCCGCGUUCUACCGCAUUUAAGGAAGACUAAAGCUCGGGGUGUUCACAAUAAUUAA